AUGAGGAGGGCUGAGGUACAGGAGACGCCUAGGGGCGAGGCGGGGGCUGCUGCGGUGGAAAGGGGAAGCGUCGCAGCGGCGACUGCAUCGGUGGAGGUGGUGAGAGAAGUGGCUGCAGCCGCGGAGGUGCCAGCGGAGGCUGCGACGACAUUGGGGCGGGCUGGCGGAACUGUCGCCGCUUUUGGCGGCGGCUCAACUUCACCUUCUGCCAACCACCAGGGGGCACAACAGCAGACGCUGGAGCUGGGUCUGGCGGUGGAUCGGGAACCGUCCGAGGCGGUGGCGUUGUCUGCGUCACCAGCGCCGGUACCGGCGGCGGUGUUGGCUGCGGCGAUGACUGCUGUGACCGCGGCAGGGAACCUGGCCGACGCCCCGAUCGAGGGGGAGGUAUCGGUGGCCGCUGUGAGCGCCGGAACGUCUGCUGCUGCCGAGGGCGCAGACACGCAGGAGCGCGAUCAGGCGGCGAGCGGAAGACGGGGUCACGGGACCGGCGCCCCUGGACGCGCCGCUCGCGGGAAGGGCGGGAGGAAGCUCCGUGCCCAGCCAGCGCCGAGGCGGCCCGGAGCAGGGCUGGGGCCUGGCGCCCCGGGUCCCCUCCGGGGCUGGAGUUGGGACUGGCGAGACAGACACACUCACCGUGGAUCCCGGCGGGACGCGCGCCACAGGCCGGGCGAGGGGGACGGAACGACGAGAGCCGGAUCGGGGAAGGAGCGCCGAUCCGUGGGGCCCGAGGCGGAGGACGCGGGGCAAGAGGUGGAAGAAGGGGCGGGGGCGCAAUCGUCGGCGGAAGGGAGGCGCUUGUGA
Molecule: messenger RNA, 804 nt
Organism: Closterium sp. Naga37s-1
Lineage: Eukaryota; Viridiplantae; Streptophyta; Zygnematophyceae; Desmidiales; Closteriaceae
Source: the annotation of a GenBank genome assembly